Notechis scutatus (mainland tiger snake) is the source of this 2126-nucleotide messenger RNA. It is a transcript of the gene INHA, whose product is annotated as inhibin subunit alpha. Gene Ontology annotation, cellular component: extracellular region. Gene Ontology annotation, molecular function: cytokine activity; growth factor activity. Lineage: Eukaryota; Metazoa; Chordata; Lepidosauria; Squamata; Elapidae. The record is from RefSeq and is a predicted model, not a curated record.
ACUACGUCCAUCUCUCCUCCAGAGUACUCUGCUUUAGGUCCUGUCCCCUUGGCAACACCGUCCUUGCAUUCCAGACGUCUCCUGUGUUUUUGCUGCCCAGGAGAUAAUAUUCAUGGCUACCAGACAUUUGCGUCAGUGACAGAUAGUCUCAAUGCCAUCAUGCCCCAGCUUGGCUCAGUAAAGAACUCAGGAGACAGAAGGAGCUGGGCAGAUUCAACAUAAGAGCCAGUCCAUCUCAUCCACGCGGUGAGACUUCCCUACAGACAUCCUCAGUGCCUUACACGCGGGCGAGAACAUAUUUUCCCCCCCUUUGCAGGAACUUCACACACCGUGCAUCUCAUUCCCUUGUGCCUGAUGGAUCAAGGCUCUCUACACCUCUGGACCAGGAUGAACUCCAUGCUGAUCCUGCAGCUGAUUUUGCUGGGUCCUGCUGCUGUUGCUGGCUGCAACAGGGAUGCCGACAAGCCACUCAUCCUGGCUAAAAUCAAGGCACAUUUCCAGGACUUCCUUGGUCCUGUCCCCCAAGGUGAAAGGGUCCAAAGGGGACAAAGGGGGCUCAACAAGCGGCAUACCUUGGACACACCAGUGACUCGCAGCUUGGAGGAAGAAGAUAUAUCCCAAGUGAUUGCCUUCCCAACCCAAGAGGUACCCUGUGAGCCACUUCAGCCAGACGAGCUUCCAGAGGAUGAGGGCGUUUUCACCUACAUUUUUCAACCCUCCAUACAUAUCCUGAGUCGUGAGGUGACAUCAGCCCAGCUGUGGUUCUACACAGGCCCUGUGAUUGUUCAGAACAGCCCCUUAGAAGAAGCUGCCUCCAACAACUCCUUCCCAGAGAUACUGACGCUCUCUGAGGAAGGCCAGGUUCCUCUGGCUACCAUGGCAAUGGCAGCUCCGGAGGGCUGGACGGUCUUUCAUUUUAGAAGAUCCUUCUUCCAUUACCUUUCCCAGAAUGUAUUUGUGCUCUUCAUUCGUUGCCUAGGCUGCCCCUGUGUGGCUGAUGCUGAAAAGAUGCCCUUCCUUGUGGCAACCACCAAACCCAAGGCACGAGACCGGGCCCGGCGUUCCGCCAGAGAAAAUUUUCUAGCUACUCUCCCUUUGUACCAGCAUAAUGCUACGCCCCAUGACAACUGCCAACGCAGCUCCAUCAGCAUCUCUUUUGAAGAACUAGGAUGGGACAACUGGAUCGUGCAUCCUAGCAGCUUUAUGUUUCACUACUGUCAUGGAAACUGCUCUGGCAUCCAGACAAUGAUUGGCAACUCCCAGAAAUGCUGUGCUGCCUUGCCAGGCACAAUGCAGUCUCUGAGAGUCCGUACCACCUCAGAUGGUGGCUACUCCUUCAAGUAUGAGAUGGUGCCCAACAUCAUCACUCAGGACUGUGCCUGCAUAUAGCAAUAACUCAGCUUUAGCAAUAUAAUGCUUUCCUAAAGGAAAACUAUUGCCUUGCUCAAAUCUGUUUGCUCUAGACCCUCUGCAGCAAGAUAUCUUCUUCAUAUGAACCCAGAACUAAGCCCUUUCUACUCAGGGCUUAAUAGUGCCAGUGCCUUAUUUUUUCAAUGUGAAGACUGGCACCUUUGGCCUUCACAGCCAGAUUUGGAGGCUUUACAACAUCUCAUUUGCCUUUGGAUUUUUUUUUAUUAACAGAAGCUAAAAUCAGAACGGAGAAAUAAGAACUGGGUGGAGAAGCUGCUUAAUCUUCCCCUUUUGUUCACUCAAAAGUGCCUCUGCUUAGCUGAUCUCCCACCCACAGAAUAAUUUCAGGUUAGAAAGGGUGAUAUUGAGCAGACAGGAAGGGAUAUGAUAAAUAGUCCUCCUCUUCCUCCUCGAUCGCCUCCAUUUGUUCCCUCUUGAUGACAGCCCACAAGGAAAGCAAAUGAAUGCAUGUAUUGUAGUUUUGCCUGACUGCCUUGAAUCUAUGUCUCUGGACAGAAGAAGUGCAGUCCUGUUUUCCAAAACUAGAAAGAGUUUAAGGAGUUUCACAGACUGAGAAAAAGAAUAGGGUGGUGAAAAUUCUUAUUAAUCAUAGAAACAGCCAUACACUCUUUCAGUUAACUUGCCCUAAAAAUUUUCUGAAUUCUAGGGGUCUGAAUGCUUCCUUUUAUAAAAUGGAGAGAAAUAAAGGCCCAUUU